AUGGCUGCAUCUCCUGUCAACCAAACCUCCCUUCAUCAUUUUCGCUCCAAAAGUUUUCCCACAAGGGCACACCCACUCAUUUCAGAAUUCAAUGAACAAUUGAGCAGAGUGAGAGGUUCUGAAACAACCUCUUCAUCAUCAACAUCAUUAAGCCAGAAACUCAUUGGCCUUCGAGGUUUGCAUGACUGUGUUGAAAACUUGCUGUUGUUGCCAUGCACUCAAGCCUUAGCUCAAGAGCAGCAUCAGAAAUGGUUUAAUGAGCUAUUGGAUGGAUCUCUCAGGCUCUUGGAUGUGUGUGGUAUUGCAAGGGAUGCAUUGUUGCAAACAAAGGAAUGCGCACGUGAACUUCAAUCAACCCUGCGCAGAAGAUAUGGCAAUAAAAUGGAGCUUGUGAGGGAGAUUGAAAAAUACUUGGCCUCAAGGAAGGUUGUGAAAAAGGCAAUGCAGAAGGCCUUAAAAGGCAUGCAAACUAAGUUGAACGGUAAGAAAAAUGAAGAUCUAGCCAUGGUGAGCUUGUUAAAAGAGCUAGAAGCUGUAACUUUCCUGGUCUUUGAAUCACUAUUGACCUUUAUAGCUGGACCAAAGUUGCAAUCCAAAUCAAAUGGUUGGUUUGUGGUUUCCAAGCUGGUGCACCAGAAAAAGGUAGUCUGUGAGGAUGAAGAAACAGAUGCAAAUGAAUUUGACAAGGCAGAUUCAGCAUUACAAUCUCUCAAUAGUCACAAGACAAGCAAAUCCGAUUACUCCAUUCUUGUUCAAAAUGUGCAGAACUGGAUGGGAAAGUUGGAGUCAAGCAUUGAAGAUGUUGAAGAGGUGCUUGAAUGUCUUUCUAGGCAUCUAGUCAAAACCCGAGUUUCCUUUCUCAACAUCCUCAACCACUAG
Quercus lobata is the source of this 879-nucleotide messenger RNA. RefSeq lists its product as uncharacterized. Bases 1 to 879 code for a protein of 292 amino acids. NCBI's taxonomy places the organism in Eukaryota, Viridiplantae, Streptophyta, Magnoliopsida, Fagales, Fagaceae. Gene Ontology annotation, biological process: shoot system development; root development. The transcript has a single exon. The record is from RefSeq and is a predicted model, not a curated record.